UCUACUGGCGUUUCCGAUUUAGUACUCCAUGUAACCCCGAACCGAAUGGCUGGUGUGUGGUCUCGCUACUUGUAUUCUUCCAACUUUCCAUACGAACGUGACGAAACGAAAACCUCCGCGAGUGUUAAAGCCGUUAUAGCGAGACUUCGUUUGGCUUUCAAUUUUAUUAUAUUUUUUUUUUUUACCUCUGACUCGCUAGUUUGAAAUUUUUCGUUUGGCUCUCUCUUCGGUAGUCCUUUGAGGAUAUUGCUGCAUGCUGCCAAUUUUCUUGUUUGUUUUAUAUUUUUUUUUUACGUAUCACCUCUUGCAAUCAUCACCUUCUAGAGUGUUAAGCUUGUUCUCUAGUGUUUUUGUUUGAGCAACAUCCCCAUAUUAUACCGUUACCGACCCCAACACACAAAAGAGGCGUUAAAUUUGUCCUGCCACGCCACACGUCGCUUUCGUCUUCAUUGUCGUCGUCUUGGUCGUCGUAGCCCGUCCUGAUAAAUCAUCACCGUCAUUAUCAAGACGACAAAGCAUCUCUCGCCGUAUCCUUUCGUGGUUUGUUUACUCUUUGUGUCGUACUCGUCCUUGUGAUGAAGUGAUGAAAGAUGCGAUAAAGAAAGUGUCUUUUUUUUUGUUUUUUCUUGAAUUAUGCUCAAAGGGGUGAUAGUGUGGGAAGGUUUUGUAAUUUAUUCCCCAAAUAAAGGGUUUAGAAGAUAAAAAAAAGGGUUGCUGCACAGGUUAAAGCGAUACCUAUAUAACUCGAGUGUUUUUUUUUCUGUGUGUGUUUGCCUUCGGUUUGUAAUAGAUACGUUUUGGGACUCGAAAGUCGACACGGUAGUGUGCUUAGUUGUGCGUAUGACAAAUACAAUUUGCUUUUUGUCGUGUUUAACGUUUUAAUGUCAUUGCCACGAUUGUGUUUCUAUUAACCAUUACCUACCCUUUAGCGGAUGUGCGAUAACCUGUGAAAUUGUUUUUUUGUGAAUAUACAUAUUUACUCCCGUAAUUUAUGGUUGGUUAUUGUUCAAAUGCAUAUUGAAAUGUCAAUUCAACAAGAAUAAGUGCAAAAACAACAACAAAAAAAAAGGAUUCAAAAAGUAAUAAAAAUAAGUCAUUUGUGCUUUUUACGGCAUCUUACCUUUUCAUUUAUUUGAUUGGAAAUUAAUGAAGAAAAAAACAUUUUUGGAAUUUUUUUUACGUUGAGUUCCAAAGACAUCCGUCAUCAUCGUUGUCGACGUUGAAGUUGAGGACGUCUCUAUUCGCGUAUAUAGCAGUUGUUGUAUAGGAUCCUUAGGAUUUUAUUGAAUUUUCUUCGAUAUUUCAAAAUAAAACGAUAGGAAGAAAGGAGCAAAGAAAAAAACCAGGUCAUCUAUUGGAGUUUGAGAUAUCAAUAACUCCAAUAACAUCAAAGAUCAGCAAGUGAAUACCUACCGUAAAAGGAUUACGACCAAAAGCAUAGUUUUAAUAUAGAAACAGUACUUAAUAAACAAUACACAGUUAUUGUAUCUGCAAUUGCUAUAUAGAAAAAGCAGCAGACGCAGCAUUGAAACACAAGGCAUCCCAAAACUGACGGCAUAGGUACCAGUACCAGCAGCAACGGUUCUUAUGAUUCAACGGUAACACACAGCUUUCCUCGCUCACAAAAUAGCAGCAUCGAAUCGAACAAGAAGCAAGCAACAGCAGUUAAAGGGUGGCAAGGCAUCGUGGAAAGAAUUCGGUAAAAGGCUCCAAGAUGCUCCUUAAAUGGUUCGUCCUUUGCCUUUGGGCAAUGCCUGUACUAACCGGAACAAAAAAAUGCCCCAUGGAAUGUUCGUGUUCAACGGACGAAAAAGAUCGCUAUCAAACGCUUUGUUUAAGAGGCGGCUUAUCAGCAUUUCCUGCCAGUCAAUUGGAUCCCGAUGUCAGAGUUGUUAUCAUCAAAGGACCAAAAAACUCAAUAACAAUUGGACCGAUUUUUAAAUCAUUUGUUAAGUUAGAAAUCCUCAAGAUAACUGACUCGAAUGUUCCUGCAAUUGGACAUGAGACAUUCUGGGGAAAUGUUCAUUUAAGGAUAUUGGAUCUUUCGAAAAAUAAUAUAACUAAUGUUUCUGAAAACAAUUUCCGAGGCCAAGACAAUCUACACGAGCUGGAUUUAUCGAAGAAUAAAAUCUAUAGCAUGGCAACACUUACAUUUCGCCAUUUAACGGAUUUAAGGCGACUCAAUUUGGCAGACAAUUCCAUUGAGGAAUUAGUUCAUAGAAAUUUUUUCAUGUUAAAUAAACUUAAGUUCCUCGAUUUAAGUGGAAAUCCAUUGCAGGAUCUUCAACCGGAUGUAUUUCGUGAUGUACCCGAGCUCAAGGUACUUAAGUGUCGGAAUUGCCAAUUGAAAAAGAUAAAUCCACAUCUGUAUGAUUUUCUGCCACAUUUAAGUGAAUUGGACUUUGGACGAAACGAGUUUAAAUUCAUGGACAAAGACGAGUUUAGAGAUGUGAAACGAUUGACGAAAGUACUUUUGGAUGGGAAUCAACUAUCAGUGGUUGUCGAUGAACUGUUUCGUAUGCAAAAAAGCUUAGAACAUUUAGAUCUUUCAUAUAAUCGUUUAGCAAAAGUACCCAACGAUGCAUUUCAAAAUUUAAUGAAUCUUACAUAUCUCGAUUUAUCGUAUAAUAAAUUAGUGCGAUUAGAACCACAAUCAGUUCGGCGAUUGACUAGUUUACAAACGCUUAAUAUUAGCGGAAAUACUCAAAUGGAUCUGCACGAAAUUCGGGACACUUUUGAGCUGAUUCCACAACUGACGUCGUUAGCUAUUGCCGACAUGGGAAUACUGCCCAUGGGACUGUUAGUGCCUUUCAAACAAUUGCGCUAUUUGAACAUAUCUGGAAAUCAUUUGGACAAUAUGUCCCUACAAGUCAUCGAUCCAUGUCGGGAGCUUGAGUUUUUGGAUUUGUCACGAAAUCAAUUGUACGGCAUCAACGAGGAUACAGCACUAAGGAUACAAAGUAUUCGCAAUGUGCGACUGGACAACAAUCCUCUAAUUUGUGACGAAUGUCACAUGGGAAAAUUAAUUAAUAUUGUUAGACAUCUGCAAUGGAAGUGGGACACAUAUCCGAUUUGUUUUUUGCCAAAAAGUUUACGAGGUGCUGAAAUUACGGACCUUGAUAUUACUGGAUUGGAUACGUGUUUGGAAUUUAUUACCGACGAAGAAAAGGAUGCUGCAAGCACAUCGCAUAAUUUUCUUGAAAGGGGUGGUCUUAAUACACUUGCAAUUUUGGGCGGUAUUAUAUUUGUUCUAAUUGCCAUCAUUAUCCUGGCGAUGGCUGUUUGUUUCUCAAGACAUCGUGCUCGUUACUACACGCGAGAAGACCGACGUGCUGGAGGCGAUGGUAAAUGUUUGGAAAAGAAUUCCGAUACAUCACCCGCAAUUACUGGCAACGAAAUCAACUUCAAGUUCCCAAUUGAUGACCGAGUUUGUACGAUUGAUGAGCUUGUCUUGCCACCGGCACCACCUCCACCCACAAAAUCACCCCCAGGUCCACUCACACAGAAUCAACAAACAGUUGCAACAUCUCAAGCCCAGACGAGUAUACAUUUGCCGGUGGCGGCCAAAGCAACAGCAAUAACAGUUCCAACACACACAGCGUCAGCUAUAACAGGACGACAACCAACGACUGCUUCGCCCAUAUCCUGUUCUUCCUCCCAGCAUCAGUGUCAAUCGCAUUCAAACAUUGUGAUACCACCAACAGCAUCAGCGACUGAAUCCCGGGAAAUAACAUCGGAAUCAACUCCUACCAACGACCAAAUGCAACUAAACAUUACCCCUACAACGACUACAGAAACCAUAGUGGAAGUUGAUUCGAAUUGACCUCCACCGAAUGCAAGCGGCCAAAAUUAAUUGUGUUCGCGAUCCCAUCGUAUUUUUUUUUAUUCUUUCUGAACGCACCAACUUCCGCACAGUCAAAUUGAUUUCGUUGGGUAUCUAGGGUGCAAUCACUUUGGUCGGUGAUGCAGUAUCCCCAUUGGUUUCUUAGAAUUCUUCUUCGCUUGAUUUUUUCAUAUCCGUUCAAAUUUCGAUUAUAAAUUGAGUUCAUGGAAUUCAAGUAGGCGGUUACUUCGAACAAGACUUGCAAUUUUUUUAACCAAUAAUGUCAUUAUUUUUUAAUUAUUUAUAAUCAAAAAUAAAUCAAUUAGAUAAAAUAAGAUAUUUUUUCUUCACAUCUUUUUUUUUUUGUUACAAAACUC
This is a messenger RNA of Episyrphus balteatus (marmalade hoverfly), 4200 nucleotides long. RefSeq names its product toll-like receptor Tollo. Gene Ontology annotation, cellular component: plasma membrane. The coding region runs from base 1715 to 3823 and encodes 702 amino acids. The transcript has 15 exons. NCBI's taxonomy places the organism in Eukaryota, Metazoa, Arthropoda, Insecta, Diptera, Syrphidae. Gene Ontology annotation, molecular function: protein binding. The record is from RefSeq and is a predicted model, not a curated record.